AUGGCUGAUCACCCUUACAGGUCUAAUCUUUUCUCUUCUUCAUCACCAAGUUUCUUCCAAUUCAACCAUAUUUUCCCAUCUUCAAACCCUUCUCCAUACCAUCACCAUCACCCUUUUCUUCAUCACCACAGCAACAACCAUACCUUUUUUCACUACCAUCAUAUUUCAUCUUCUUCUUCACCACCUUCCCCUCCUCUCAGAGAGGAACUACCUCUUUUAAGCCUAAUCCCAGCAAAACAAGAAGAAUAUGAAGAUCAACAAGAACAUGAGGAAGAUAUUCAAGACCUUCCUUGCACUGCCAUGGAUUUAGAAGAAAGAGAAGAAGAUGGUAGUAGUAAUACUAGUAAUACAGUUACUGUUGCACUUCACAUAGGUUUGCCAAACCCUAGUGCUGCUGAAAUGGCUUCUGUACUUUCUUCAUCAAAUAACUCCUCAGAGAUCACUGUCACUGAUAAAGAGCACGGUGACGAUUCUUCUUCCGGAUUCAUGAUGCUUCAUAAUAACACCCUUAACAAAGGACAGUAUUGGAUCCCUACUCCUUCUCAGAUUCUCAUUGGUCCAACACAGUUUGCUUGCCCUGUUUGCUCCAAAACUUUCAACAGAUAUAACAACAUGCAGAUGCAUAUGUGGGGGCAUGGAUCACAAUACAGAAAAGGUCCGGAAUCUCUAAGAGGCACACAACCAACCGGAAUGCUAAGGCUACCAUGUUACUGCUGUGCAGCAGGUUGCAGAAACAACAUUGAUCAUCCAAGAGCGAAGCCAUUGAAAGAUUUUAGAACACUUCAAACACAUUACAAGAGGAAACACGGGAUAAAGCCAUUCAUGUGUAGAAAAUGCAGCAAGGCUUUUGCUGUUAGAGGUGAUUGGAGAACUCAUGAAAAGAAUUGUGGGAAGCUUUGGUAUUGUAUCUGUGGUUCUGAUUUCAAACACAAGAGGUCUCUGAAGGAUCAUAUCAAAGCCUUUGGAAAUGGACAUGGUGCUUAUGGAUUUGAUGGGUUUGAAGAAGAAGAUGAACCAGCUUCUGAAGUUGAGCAAGAUAAUGAUUAA
Vicia faba (fava bean) is the source of this 1047-nucleotide messenger RNA. NCBI's taxonomy places the organism in Eukaryota, Viridiplantae, Streptophyta, Magnoliopsida, Fabales, Fabaceae. The record is from the annotation of a GenBank genome assembly.